Acanthosepion pharaonis is the source of this 546-nucleotide messenger RNA. Lineage: Eukaryota; Metazoa; Mollusca; Cephalopoda; Sepiida; Sepiidae. The record is from the annotation of a GenBank genome assembly.
AUGUCGGCGUCGGCGUCGGCGUCUCAACGAAAAACUCUGAGCAUUUCUGAACAGUUGGAGCUCAUCGACGAUGUCAAAGUGAAGAAACUCAAACUGGCCGCUGCAGCCAAAAAGUACGGAAUCGGUUAUUCAACAGCAGCAAAAAUUCUCAAGAAAGAGGACGAUAUCACAUCUUGCAUGCAAAUGAACGGAAACACUAAUCGCAAACGAAAGCGCCAAUCCGUGCACAAGGACGUCAACGAAGCGCUUACACAGUGGUUUACGCAAGCAUGUGCUCAUGGAGCUACCGUCACCGAUCACGUCAUCAGGCAGAAAGAAUCACAACUGGCCGUAAAUCUUGAAGUUGAUUUUGAACCGAGCAAUGGCUGGCUCAUGCGCUGGAAGCAGGCCAAUAACGUUUCGUUCAAAAACUUUCACGGCGAAUCAACGUCAGCAGAUCUUUGCGAUUUGCCGGCGACGAACAGUCAAAUGGGACAAAAGUUCCCAAAGACAGACUCACGAUGCUUCAGUUCACAAACAUGGACGGCAGUGAAAAGCAAGCUGUAG